GAUUCACUUCACAUUCCAUUCAUUCGUUAAUGGCGAACCCGAGGGAAGCCAUUCCCAUGGCUUCUGCUUCUGCUUCUGCUUCUGCUUCUGCUUCUUCUCCUUCUCCUUCUCCGACCUCACUCUCUCCUCCUCAGAUUCCGAUGGAGCUCCACGAAACCAACAGAGCCAAUCUCAUCAAGUCUCUCCAAGAACACCUCUCUUCUUCCUCACGCCCUCUUCAAGCCUUCGUCUUUCUCCAGGGUGGUGAAGAGCAAACUCGCCAUUGCACGGAUCACACCGAACUCUUCAGGCAGGAGAGUUAUUUUGCUUACUUGUUUGGGGUGAGAGAGCCUGGUUUCUAUGGAGCUAUUGAUGUAGCAACUGGGGAAUCUAUUCUCUUUGCUCCCAGGUUACCUGCAGAAUAUGCUGUUUGGUUGGGAGAAAUAAAGCCAUUAUCCUUCUUUAAGGAAAGAUACAUGGUUAGCAUGGUCUUCUAUACUGAUGAGAUUGCGAAAGUUUUGCAUGAUCGCUUCCAAGGGUCAGGAAAACCUAUGUUGUUUCUCUUGCAUGGGCUCAAUACCGAUAGCAAUAAAUACUCAAAACCAGCAGAUUUUGAGGGAAUUGAGAAGUUUAAGACAGAUCUGAAUACCUUGCAUCCUAUUUUGACUGAGUGCCGUGUUUUCAAAUCGGAUAUGGAGCUUGCUCUCAUCCAGUUUGCCAAUGAUAUAAGCUCUGAAGCUCACGUUGAGGUUAUGAGGAAAACAAAAGUGGGCAUGAAAGAAUAUCAGUUGGAAAGCAUGUUUUUACACCACACCUACAUGUAUGGUGGAUGUAGGCAUUGUUCAUACACAUGCAUUUGUGCUACUGGUGACAAUAGUUCUGUUCUUCACUAUGGGCAUGCAGCAGCUCCAAAUGAUAAGAUGUUGCAAGAUGGAGAUAUGGCAUUACUAGAUAUGGGAGCUGAAUAUCAUUUUUAUGGUUCUGACAUAACUUGCUCCUUCCCAGUGAAUGGAAAAUUUACAAGUGAUCAAUGUCUUGUAUAUAAUGCUGUCCUGAUUGCUCACAAUGCUGUCAUAUCUUCUAUGAAACCUGGAGUAAGCUGGGUGGAUAUGCACCAAUUAGCAGAGAAACUUAUUCUCAAGUCACUGAAGAGAGGGUGCCUCCUUGUCGGUGAUGUUGAUGAGAUGAUGGCUGAACGACUGGGUUCUGUUUUCAUGCCCCAUGGGCUGGGUCACUUCUUGGGAAUCGAUACCCAUGAUCCUGGGGGUUACUUAAAGGGAGCAAAGAGACCCUCGGAAUCUGGGUUAAAGGCUUUACGUACAAGUAGAGAACUCCAGGAGGGAAUGGUAAUUACUGUGGAGCCUGGAUGCUACUUUAUAGAUGCAUUGCUGAUUCCUGCCAUGGAAAGUUCACACACUUCGAAGUUUUUCGAUUGUGAAGAAAUAGGAAGAUUUAAGGGUUUUGGUGGAGUACGAAUUGAAAGUGAUAUGCAUGUCACUGCAAAUGGUUGUGUGAACAUGACAAAAGUUCCACGGGAGACAUGGGAGAUCGAAGGUGUGAUGGCAGGGGAAUCAUGGCCGCUCAAGAGGAACUUUGUUUGUUCGGAAAAUGGUGGAGAGUGUUAAGUUGUCGGUUCCUAGCUUGCCUGAUAAUGUAGAUAGAAUUUGCCCCAAAAGCGAAAGAGAAAGAUAAAAUAAAUAAUGAAGAGAUGGGCUUCAAAAGACUUGCCUCAUGUGUCAUAUUUUGUUAUGUGAUAUACAUACUGAUGAUUUCCUAGCUUUUUAAAGAAACGUUGUUUAUAUUAUGUUAAGAGGUUAAGUUUCUUGAUGUCUUUCUACUUGAAGGAAACCCUAAUUAGAUAUUUUUUACGUGGUUGUCCACAUUUGUAGUCCGUCAUAAUUUUUUUUCCCCUUCUGCAUUAUACAGCAGCGAAACAUGAACCCGACAUCAUACUCAUUAAUGAAGCACCUCAUUCACCA
This is a messenger RNA of Camellia sinensis, 1958 nucleotides long. The record is from RefSeq and is a predicted model, not a curated record. NCBI's taxonomy places the organism in Eukaryota, Viridiplantae, Streptophyta, Magnoliopsida, Ericales, Theaceae.